AUGAUAGCUAAAUUAGAUAGAACGAAGAAAGUAGCCUCGGAUAGGACUGAUAAAACUUAUAACGACCCGGCAAAGUUAAGGAAAAAACGAUUUUGGAAGCGACAACAAUUGCGAAUAGCCACCUGGAAUGUUACAUCAAUUGCUAACAAAGACCAAGAAACCAUAAUAGAGCUUAAGAAACAUAAAAUAGACAUAUGUGCCUUGUCUGAGAAGAAAAAGAAAGGAGCUGGCAACUUUAGAAUCGCGGAGUAUACAUUGAUAUAUAAUGGGAAACCAAAAGAUGAAAGAGCAGCAUCGGGAGUAGGCCUAUUAGUGCACGAGAAAUACGACAAAAACAUAAUAGACAUAAAGUAUAUAAGCGACAGACUGCUACAAACCACGUUUAAAUUUACAGAAACAACUAAAACCCAUAUAUUAAGCGUGUAUGCUCCUGAUACGAGUAAAAGUCAAGAAGAAACAGACUCAUUCUAUGAUGAACUGCAGAUCACCAUGGAUAAGAUACCGAAGCAAGACGAAAUUAUGAUACUGGGAGAUUUUAAUGGAAGGAUUGGUAAAGAGGUUAUUAGUGGAAUUAAGAAUCGGUUUAACGAAGAAACACUCAACAGCAAUGGAGAACAACUCAUACAAUUCUGUGCACAUAAUGAACUACGCAUUAACAACACGUUUUAUCCCCAUAAACAACAGCACAAGUAUACGUUCGAGAACACAAGAGGACAUAAAUCGAUUAUAGACUACAUUAUUACAAACAGAAAUAUUCAUCCCUCAAAAAUAUUAGAUGUCAGAACAUUAACCUCAGUAAACACAGGGAUUAACCACCAUAUGGUGCUAGCCAUAAUGCGGAACUGCGUACAAAGGAAAACCCAGAACAAACCGAAAGUGACAGAAAAGCUGAAGAUAGAAGCCUUGGCGAUGAUACCACAAAAUACCUCUACCAGCAAAGACUAA
Diorhabda sublineata is the source of this 945-nucleotide messenger RNA. RefSeq names its product craniofacial development protein 2-like. Gene Ontology annotation, biological process: chromatin remodeling. NCBI's taxonomy places the organism in Eukaryota, Metazoa, Arthropoda, Insecta, Coleoptera, Chrysomelidae. Bases 1 to 945 code for a protein of 314 amino acids. Gene Ontology annotation, molecular function: catalytic activity. The record is from RefSeq and is a predicted model, not a curated record. The transcript is spliced from 2 exons. Gene Ontology annotation, cellular component: nucleus.